Bombyx mandarina (wild silkworm) is the source of this 1107-nucleotide messenger RNA. RefSeq lists its product as uncharacterized. NCBI's taxonomy places the organism in Eukaryota, Metazoa, Arthropoda, Insecta, Lepidoptera, Bombycidae. The record is from RefSeq and is a predicted model, not a curated record.
AUGAAAUCGAUCGGCAUGGAAAACUGCUCCGAUCGGCUCAGUCCACCGAGUGACGUGACCAGCGGCUCAGAAACCUCACUCCCGCCCUUCAACUACGAACCAAGCCAGUUCUACGCGCAACAAGAACUCGAGAAACAGUAUUUCUCGUGUAAAAAGACAAAAGACGAACGCAAAACGAACGCCAUUUACAUAGACGGUAAAGCUUACGAGAGCCAGCAGAGGAACAAGAGGUACAUCAACUUCGAGCUGAAGCUUCCGCCGCACGACGAUUACUUCACGAUCGAAAGCGACCGCCAGAACUAUUACGACGAAUUAAAAAGCUGCAUUCACAACGAGAGCGCGCUCGUGGAGCUAAAGGGACCGACGGGGUUCGAAGACGCGGAAGGCAACGAACGCGUUCAGUUUUGCGCCGAGAACGAAAACAAUAAUACGAGGAGAUGCCUGAACUUCAAUUCGGAGCAGGUUCAGUGCGUCUGCGAAGCGCUACAGCAGAAAGGGGACAUUGAGAAACUGGCCGCUUUUUUAUGGAGUCUACCGCCCAGUGAAUUGUUGCGGGGAAACGAAACUGUGCUCAGGGCCCGAGCUUUGGUAGCUUACCACAGAGGAGUGUUCCAAGAGCUUUACGCUAUAUUGGAAGCUCACACGUUUUCCCCGAGACACCACACGUCCCUACAGAACUUGUGGUUCAAAGCUCAUUACAAAGAAGCCGAAAAAGUACGCGGGAGAGCUUUGGGAGCCGUUGACAAAUAUAGGUUAAGAAAGAAAUACCCUUUACCCAAGACCAUAUGGGAUGGCGAAGAGACCGUCUAUUGCUUCAAAGAGAAAAGCCGAAACGCUCUGAAGGACUGUUAUUACAGGAAUCGGUACCCGACGCCUGACGAGAAACGAGCCCUCGCUCAGAAGACGGGUCUGACGUUAACGCAAGUAUCAAACUGGUUCAAGAACCGUCGACAGCGCGACAGGACUCCGCAACAGCCUAACAGACCCGAGAUGCUGGUGCCGGCGCAGUACGCGGGGCCGCAGGGAGGACUUGCCCAAGCUUUACUGCCGAACGCGUACUACCAUCAGCUCCAAGACCCCACGCAUUAUCUUCACGGAACACCGUGA